GAGAAAAUGCCACAAAGAAGUGCGGAGUCGAGUCGUUCGUUCUUGGAUGGAAUCGGGCUGAAAACUCCGUCAGAAACCAGACAACACGCUUGACGAAACGCUAACUUUUUCCGUUCUGUUUAAAUGUAUUAUUUGCGACGGAUAUGACGGAAAUGUUUUCAACUCUGUUCGGGCAAAACGAAGCUCAGGGACCCGGCUCGUCGUCUCUGGGUUUCGGACCGGGGAAGCCGCCGCCGCCCCUCCCUCAAAAUCAGGUCUCCAUGGCGGGGCAGAUGCCACCACAGCUCGGGGAUGAAGGGCCUACUCUGCGGAAGCCCGGAGCCAUGAAUGAACCGUUCUACUUGCUGCGGGAGCUUCCUGUGGGAAACGAGUUAACGGGCAACAGCAACCUCAUCACGCACUACAACCUGGAGCACGCGUUCAACAAAUUCUGUGGGAAGAAGGUGAAGGAGAAGCUCAGCAACUUUCUGCCAGAGUUACCAGGUAUGAUCGACUGUCCGGGCACCCAGGACGGCAGCUCGUUGCGCUCUCUGAUUGAUAAGCCUCCAGUUUGUGGGAACUCCUUCAGCCCAUUGACCGGCGCUCUGCUCACAGGCUUCAGGCUACACACCGGACCGCUGCCAGAACAGUACAGACUGAUGCACAUACAGCCCCCAAAGAAGAAGAGCAAACACAAGCACAAACACCAUCGACUACAGGACCCUUUACCACAAGAAACCCCAUCAGACACGGAUCCCAAGAAGAAGAAGAAGAAAAGGGACGACGAUCCUGACCGCAAGAAAAAGAAGAAAGACAAGAAAAAGAAAAAGAACCGCCACAGUCCCGCCCACCCCGGCCUCGCUGGAUCACAAACCAACAGCCACAGCCUCAGAUAGGCAGCAGCCAAGUGUGAGCAUUGUGCUGUUUGAACGUGUGUGUGUGUGUGUGUGUGUGUGUGUGUGUGUGUGUGUGUGUGUGUGUGUGUGUGUGUGUGUGUGUGUGUGUGUGUGUGUGUGUGUGUGUGUGUGUGUGUGUGUGUGUGUGUUUGUUUUACAGAUAAUUGCAUUAUUGAGAGUUUGUUUUAAACAGAGUAGAGGUAAUGCAAAUGGUUGUAUGAUGAUUGGUGAAAGGAGCAGCGACACAGUGGACGUGCGUGAUGAUGCAAAGAGAUGUUACAGAGCAGUGUAAAGGGAGGAAAGCCACUGAUGAGCUGGGUUGUGUUAUGGAUGACUGAGCAGGUACCGUGUGUGUGCGUGUGUGUGUGUGUGUGUGUGUGUGUGUUCUCCGCUUUGAUUUUGUUGUGGUAUCUUGUGACCAUAUUGACUAAAUCAAAUAAACUUUUGGUUAUUCUA
Molecule: messenger RNA, 1331 nt
Organism: Gasterosteus aculeatus aculeatus (three-spined stickleback)
Lineage: Eukaryota; Metazoa; Chordata; Actinopteri; Perciformes; Gasterosteidae
Source: RefSeq, a predicted model, not a curated record